AUACGGGCCAUAUACUUGCAUAAUCUGUCUUCCCUCUUUCACGCAUGUCUAGUACGAGGGGAUCUCGAUCGCGCUCGUCGGGCCUGGUCCAUCCUGGUUCAAUGUCGAGAAGUCGAUUGGAAAACAAGAUCGUAUUGGGGAUUAGAAGUCCUGCAGGCUGUACCUUCUAUCCCCAUCCGGCAGUCUCAAUUUACAGAUGACAAUCGUGAAGCUGAAAGGUGGUUGAGGACAUUGCAACUCUCGGCCAAAGAUCAUGACAAACCUCAAUUACUACUUGCUUUAGUCCUUCAUCUCAUCAAACAUGAUCGACAUCGUCAAGCUUUGGAUGAGCUUGAACUUUACCUACCUUCUCCUCCUUAUGACGAUGUGUCAACACUUCACACCUAUGCUGGAAUGUUGAGCUUCUAUUUGGCUCAACCU
Molecule: messenger RNA, 420 nt
Organism: Tremella mesenterica DSM 1558
Lineage: Eukaryota; Fungi; Basidiomycota; Tremellomycetes; Tremellales; Tremellaceae
Exons: 3
Biological process (GO): nucleolar large rRNA transcription by RNA polymerase I; transcription initiation at RNA polymerase I promoter
Cellular component (GO): RNA polymerase I core factor complex
Molecular function (GO): RNA polymerase I core promoter sequence-specific DNA binding; RNA polymerase I general transcription initiation factor activity; TBP-class protein binding
Source: RefSeq, a predicted model, not a curated record